CUAUAAAGAGAGAAUAUUCAUCCAGCGGUAAGGUAGUCGCUGCUCAGUCUUAUUCUUCCUUCUCCGUCUCUUCCCUUUCUGGUUUUUUCUCGGAAACCAAACACUCCCGUCGCCCGCCACCCUAACUGCAAUCCAAUAGCCUCCGAAAAAAUGACGGCAGCGGCGCCCGUAGUUCCCGACAACCUCACCAGAGACCAGUACGUUUACCUGGCCAAGCUCGCCGAGCAAGCGGAGCGCUAUGAAGAAAUGGUCCAGUUCAUGGAGAAGCUCGUUCUCGCCUCUACUCCCGCGGCCGAACUCACCGUCGAGGAGCGGAACCUACUCUCCGUCGCCUACAAGAACGUCAUCGGCUCUCUUCGCGCGGCCUGGAGAAUCGUCUCCUCGAUCGAGCAGAAGGAGGAAGGCAGGAAGAACGAGGAGCAUGUGGUGCUCGUCAAAGAUUACAGAUCUAAGGUGGAGAACGAGCUCUCCGAUGUCUGCGCUAGCAUUUUGAACUUGCUUGACUCGAAUCUGGUACCGUCCGCUGCCUCCAGCGAAUCCAAGGUGUUUUACUUGAAGAUGAAGGGCGAUUACCAUAGGUAUAUGGCCGAGUUCAAGGUUGGUGAUGAGAGGAAGACAGCUGCUGAAGAUACUAUGCUUGCUUAUAAGGCUGCUCAGGAUAUUGCUGCUGCGGAUCUUGCCCCAACACAUCCUAUUAGGUUGGGUCUGGCACUCAAUUUCUCUGUGUUCUACUUCGAGAUUCUCAACCAGUCUGACAAAGCUUGCAGUAUGGCUAAACAGGCUUUUGAGGAAGCCAUUGCUGAAAUAGACACAUUGGGUGAAGAAUCGUACAAAGACAGCACUUUGAUCAUGCAGCUUCUAAGGGACAACCUCACUCUGUGGACAUCAGAUGUGCAGGUGAGUAGCGUAUAUUUAUCUCUUUUCGAGUGUUCGUUAACAUGGAAAUCCCAUCCUUCAAAAUCCGACUCCAAAACCUGCUUUUUCACUUGCUGCAGGAACAAUUGGAUGAGCCCUAGAGAUGGCCGGCAGGGAAUCAACUUGGGGGGAACAGUCCUAGUCUUCUUUUGUGAAGAAGGAGGUGGGCUUUGAAUGUCAUGUUAUUCGGUGGUCCUUGAUUAUGACCUGAAAAGUUGUGUUUAGUUUGAUGGAGAAACCUUUUGCAUAAAAAAAACACCCUAUGGACGAGAUGCUGAUUUUUCAUGUAUUUGAAGACCUAAAACUGGCUUUUGAAUUGCAGUCAAAGUCCAAGGAGGAAGUGUUAGCUGUAUGAUCAUGUGCCUUCCUUUUUGCUUAUUAUGCUUUGGCGUUAUGUUCCUUUUACUAGAUUCUUCUCUAGCAUGGGAGAUAUAGUUCAUCAGUCCAGCUGGACAUGAUUGGUUGUUUCAUACCUUCCUAGUGGACGCCAUUAUCUACUGAUAGGUGAUUUUACGAAGAGGAAAGAGUUUGUGG
This is a messenger RNA of Linum tenue, 1449 nucleotides long. The record is from the annotation of a GenBank genome assembly. NCBI's taxonomy places the organism in Eukaryota, Viridiplantae, Streptophyta, Magnoliopsida, Malpighiales, Linaceae.